Molecule: messenger RNA, 2468 nt
Organism: Centropristis striata (black sea bass)
Lineage: Eukaryota; Metazoa; Chordata; Actinopteri; Perciformes; Serranidae
Product: zinc finger protein 583-like
Exons: 2
Coding region: 387-1559 (390 amino acids)
Biological process (GO): regulation of transcription by RNA polymerase II
Molecular function (GO): RNA polymerase II cis-regulatory region sequence-specific DNA binding; DNA-binding transcription factor activity
Source: RefSeq, a predicted model, not a curated record
UUCCUGUGUGUUUGUCAUUUCAGAAAUGUCGGACUUUUAUUUUGAAACCGAUCAACUCCUCUGCCCCGGAAGCUGUCGUCUUUACUGCGGCUAACUUCACGCUGUUUAAUCAAGACGGUAGCUAGUAGCGGUUUCUUUGUUGUUCGUGAGAAAGUUUGUGUUGUGGUCCGUCAGAGCCUCUGUGUGUCCGGAUAAACGUGUCUGAAUGGACUUUGUGCUGUUCACCUUUUCUUUCUGGAUGUUUUACCUCUGACUCAUCUCCCGGUACACUAUAAACACAUUCAAGUUAGCUUAGCAUGCUAGCUGGUUAGCAUCGCGGCGCUAGUCAGAGUGACUGUUUGACGGAGAGCAAACUGUAUUUCUGACGGGGUUUGUGUCGAGAGAAAAUGUCUAAAGUCCAAACGGUGAGAGCGCUGGUGGAGCAGCGACUGACUGCGGUUGCUGAAGAGAUAUUUGGGCUGUUUGAAAGAACGAUAGCAGAGUACGAGGAGGAACUUUGUCGUUCAAGAGAGAAGAACGAGCGACAACAGAAACUACUGGACGCUGUUUUCAACCCUCAGCUUCACUCACAUAGAGCAGACAUCCAGCAGCUGUCGGUGAGUGAAGAAGAGUUUCCCUCUGAGCAGCAGGAGAGGAGCUCCACUCUGGAUCAGGACCAGGAGGAGCCAGAGCACCCACACAUUAAAGAGGAACAGGAGGAACCUUGGACCAGUCAGGAAGGAGAGCAGCUUCAGGCACCCACAUUCACUCCUGUCCCUGUGAAGAGUGAAGAAGAUGAAGAGAAACCUCAGUCCUCACAGCUUCAUCAAACACAAACUGAACAGAUGGAAACAGAAGCUGAUGGAGAGGACUGUGGAGGACCAGAACCAGACAGGAACUCUGGUCCAGAUCCGCAUUUACAACCUGACACUGACGACAAGCCUGCAAACUCUUUUGAACCUGAGACUGAUGACAGUGGUGAUUGGAAGGAGACAAGAGAACCUCAGUCAGGUUUUAACUGUUUGAAAAAAGAUGGUGGUCCUGCCAGAGAUUCCAGUUUUAGUGCUGGUGAGAAACGAUUUAGCUGCUCUGAGUGUGGGAAAAGAUAUUGCUACAAGUACCUUCUAAAGAGACACAUGGUCUCUCAUACUGGAGAGAAACCUUUCAGCUGCUCAGUUUGUAAGAAAUCUUUUGCCCAAAGAGAUAGUUUAAAGUCACACAUGAGACUCCACACAGGAGAGAAACUUUUCAGCUGCUCAUUGUGUGGUAGAUCUUUUACACGAAGUGGGCAUUUACAGCAACAUAUGAUAAUCCACACAGGAGAGAAACCUUUCAGCUGCUCAGUUUGUAAGAAAUAUUUUGCCCUCAGGGAUAGUUUAAAGUCACACAUGAGACUCCACACAGGGGAGAAACUUUUCUGCUGCUCAGUGUGUGGUAAAUCUUUUACACGAAGUGGACAUUUAGAGCAACAUAUGAGAUGCCACACUGGAGAGAAACCUUUCAGCUGCUCAGUUUGUCAGAUAUCUUUUACCCACAGAGAUAGUUUAAAGUCACACAUGAGAGUCCACACAGGAGAGUAACCUUUCACCUGCUCAGUUUGUGGUAAAGGUUUCUGUGGAAGUUGGCAUCUAAAGUCACACAAAAUAAUUCACACAGGAGAGAAACCUUUCAGUUGCCAUAUUUGUAGCAAAAGAUUUGCCUGGAUGUCACAUGUCAAAAAACAUAAAUGUGCUGGCCGCUUGUCCUCAAAGUGUCUUUAAACUAAGGAGAACAAAGAGGCAGAGCCUCCAGCCAGCAGCCCACAUGAAGAGAUUCAAACAGAAGCUGAUGGAGAGGACUGUGGAAGACCAGAAGCAGCCAGGAACUCAGAUCCAGAUGGACCAGGUACUGAUGAGAAGACUGGAGAUUCUCCUGAACCUGAGACUGAUGACAGUAGUGGUUGGAAGUAAACUGCCUGCUGUAAAUUCUUAGUAAAAGUCCUCAUCAGUGACAAUGAAAGCCUUUUUGUUAACCCCUUGGACCUUUGUGAGUGUGUGUGCGGAUUCAGUAUGAAGGCUCCAGAGAAGAUCAUCACAUAUUGGUAUGAAACUAGAUGAUCUUAGGAAUCCUUUUGUACAAAAUAUGUUGUGAUCUCUUGUUGGGAAGGGGGUGAAAUUUGUUGUUUAUUUGUUUAUUGAGCAUGUUAUAUAUCUAACAGUUGUAAUCUUUAUUAAACACAUCCAACAACAAUUCCAAGUAGAACUUUUAGAUAAGACAAGAAAAAUUAACUAAAAAACAAAAAUAAAUUAAUUAAUAUAUAAAAAUGAAAUUGUAUGAAAAUAUACAAAACUUUUUUUGUUAAAGUACUCCUUUUUCAAUCUCUUUAAAGGACUCAAGAAAGAUUUCCAAGUCUUUUUUAAAAUGCUACAAAGCUUGUAGUAACUAAUAUUUAUUCCUUGUGUAUGAAAUUUACCUGCAAUCACAAUAUAAUUAAACAAUACUUUCUUUUC